Polyodon spathula (Mississippi paddlefish) is the source of this 1084-nucleotide messenger RNA. It is a transcript of the gene rpl7l1, whose product is annotated as ribosomal protein L7-like 1. The transcript is spliced from 6 exons. Gene Ontology annotation, biological process: maturation of LSU-rRNA from tricistronic rRNA transcript (SSU-rRNA, 5.8S rRNA, LSU-rRNA). The coding region runs from base 72 to 815 and encodes 247 amino acids. Gene Ontology annotation, molecular function: RNA binding; structural constituent of ribosome. Gene Ontology annotation, cellular component: cytosolic large ribosomal subunit. NCBI's taxonomy places the organism in Eukaryota, Metazoa, Chordata, Actinopteri, Acipenseriformes, Polyodontidae. The record is from RefSeq and is a predicted model, not a curated record.
ACGCAGUGUGUGUGUGUGUGUGGGGUUCAUUAGUCCAUCGUCAUCGGUAAGCGACUGGAGGAAUUUUAAAGAUGGCUGAACCACAAGUAAAGAAGAAGAUCAAUUUGGUCCCUGAGAACCUCCUUAAGAAGAGGAAAGCCUAUCAGGCCAUUAAGGCCAAUCAAGCCAAGCAGGCACUGCAAGAAAAGAAAAAGCUUCAACGAGGAAAACCACUCAAGUUUAAGCGCCUAGAGAACUUCCUUUGGGAGAGCCGACAGAAACACAGAGAUGAAAUUCGACUGAACAGAGCGGCACACAGACCAAACCGGGAGAUACUGCCCAGCAAACCAAGGCUGGUGUUUGCCGUCAGAAUACGACAGAUCAAAGGGAUCAGCCCCAAGGUGCGCAAGGUCAUCCAGAUGCUGAGACUGAGAAAGAUCUUCAGUGGCUGCUUUGUCAAACUGAAUAAGACAUCCCGUGGCAUGCUGCAGGCUGUGGAGCCCUACGUGGCCUGGGGUUACCCAAAUCUGAAGUCUGUUCGAGAGCUGAUCCUGAAGAGAGGACAGGCAAAAAUUGACAAGAGGAGAGUCCCUCUGACUGAUAACACACUCAUUGAACAGCACAUGGGUAAACAUGGAAUAAUCUGUUUAGAGGAUCUAAUCCACGAGAUCUACUCUGUGGGGAAAUGCUUCCCUGUAGCCAACAACUUCCUGUGGCCCUUCCCCCUGUCAGUGGCUCGGCACGCAGCCCGAGACAAGGCAGGGUUCCUGCGGGAUAUUGGAGAGCCAGGGCCCAGGGGUGAAGACAUUAACAGGAUCAUCAGGCAACUCAACUGAGGAGGGAGGGCAGGCGAUCUGAAUAAUCACUUCAACAUCUUGGUAGCUUGGAUAACAGCUGCACUGAGAGGCUAGAUUACAUACAGAUCCAUCUUGGAUUUUGAGAAAUGGACAAUGACUCUUGGAAGUAUAUCUAUAGCUGAAAAAACGCCUAAAGUUUUUGGCUCAUUUGAAUAUGUACUUUGAAUUUUUGUCAUGCACAGUAUUUGAUAUUGUACAGUGUUGCUCUUUCUGCUGUAUAUGAAAAUAAAUGUCAAGUUUAAAAUACA